Molecule: messenger RNA, 270 nt
Organism: Anisakis simplex (herring worm)
Lineage: Eukaryota; Metazoa; Nematoda; Chromadorea; Rhabditida; Anisakidae
Source: the annotation of a GenBank genome assembly
GAUGAAAGUUUAUCGUCACAACAUGCCGUGAUUGAUUUCAAUCCAAUUUCAAGAACUUAUUGGCUGAAAGAUUGCGGUACUGUGGCUGGUACAUACCUGAACAGUGAAGCGGUUGUUAAGAAAACCCAAAUAAAAAGCGGUGAUGUGAUCAGAUUCGGUUAUGGAGCCGAAUUCGUCUUUGAGAUCAACACUAACACGUAUCCAUUGCUAGUUAAAGUAUAUAGCUUGAUUGCCUUGCUGAUUGAUCUCUUCUCACUGUCCCUAUCUUAA